This is a messenger RNA of Leptopilina boulardi, 1227 nucleotides long. RefSeq lists its product as uncharacterized. Gene Ontology annotation, cellular component: membrane. The record is from RefSeq and is a predicted model, not a curated record. Lineage: Eukaryota; Metazoa; Arthropoda; Insecta; Hymenoptera; Figitidae. The transcript is spliced from 5 exons. The coding region runs from base 277 to 1170 and encodes 297 amino acids.
GAGUCAGACGUGUCGGCAUUAGCAAAUUUUAAAAACACUCAGUAGCUCGUUUUAGUAACUCAGUGAAGCCUAAACAAAUUACUUUAAGUUAUUUAUUUAUCAAUUUACAAUCAUAAUUCAAUUUGUAAAUAUAAAUUAUUCCAAUUUACAUUGAAAACAAAAUUUUAUCGAUUUUACAUCAAUGAAAUAGAUUGUAAGAUCAACGAACAGAGUGCCUCUUUAAUCAAAAUCAACAAAUAAUUGCCAAUCCUAAUAUUUGUAACAACACCCACAAAAAUGGCAGUACCAACAGUGGGUAUUAGAAUGGCUGAUAUGUUAACAACGCCAGUAACAUCAAUUCUUUUACCAAAUAUAUCAUAUACGCCAAGUGCUGAAUUUUUUGAAACUGAAGUUUGCAUUUCAAAUGGUUUUGAUUCGUUAAAUUUUUUAGACACUAGACGUUCCACAUUGUCAUCAAAUAAUCAUGUCCCAUUAAAUAAAUUAGGUUUAACUGAUUUAGAAAAAGAGGAAAUUAUACGUGCUUUGUGGAAAAUUGAAUCAUCAUUCACAGGAUCAUCGUCAGUUGAAGAUAGAGAUAUGUUUAUGGCAGCAGUUAAUAAUGCCGUGACAAUAAGUAAAACUUAUUUUUCAAAAAUGACUGAUUCCGAUAGAGAAGAAAUAUUUGAAAAAAUAAUAGGCAUUAAAAAUAUUUGCUCACAUCGAAUGAAAUUGAGAAUUGCACAAACUGAAGCACAAAUUAUUUCAAUAAGAAAUGAAAUUGAAUCGCAAUCGACUCGUUUUGCAAAUACUUUCUCGAGAUCAUUAAAAAUAUGUCAAAUGAUUUUUAGCAUUUUUGGUUUUUUUUUUCUUAAGCUCUCAACUGAGCCUUCUGAUUAUGAAACAACAACUUUUUACAAUAUAACCAGCAUGCUAGGAUUUGCGAUAUCAGCAUGUUUCCUGAUGAUCUCUAUACCCAGCAAUAUCAAUGAACUUGAUCCCACUGUAUGUUCAUUUGAUGCCAUUUUCUGCAUAAUAUGGACAAUUUUAAUGUGUACUUCCACUUCUCUAUUACUAUGGCAUAUGGAAGUAAAAAAAAAUGGACCCUCCAUUGCUGUAAUCUUUGGAUUUGUUGCAAUGGGAUGUUAUGCAGGAAAUGCACUUGUUUUAAUUCGAACAUGUUACAAGAGAUGAUAAUUUUUAAAUGAAACUUAACAACAAAAAGGAAAAAAAUAAAUAAAAAUUGCAAAA